This is a messenger RNA of Linum trigynum, 3944 nucleotides long. NCBI's taxonomy places the organism in Eukaryota, Viridiplantae, Streptophyta, Magnoliopsida, Malpighiales, Linaceae. The record is from the annotation of a GenBank genome assembly.
GUCCAGCCGGGGUUGGUGUAGAGUUGAACUCACCCAAGUCUUGCCGCCUUGUACUAACUAGAUGGGGUUGAAGCCUUCUUGCUUUACAUCCACAAUGAAACACUUAUCACACCUUGAUACCCUCAAUGGCUCCACAAUGAGAUUUUUUGUUGCUCUCAUUUUGAUAACCUCCUCAACCACACCAUUUUAUUGUUUAGGAUCACUACCACCUUGAUGAUAUAAAUUAGUAGCCUCUUCCACAUCGACUUGGUACCAUCCUCGUCUCAUUGAAUAGUUUGCAUCAUUGACUUGCCAACCACCUCAAUGAACAAACAUUUUAGCUAGGCCUCGUUAGCCACCUUGAUGGGCUGAGAGCUUAGUCCCUUCUCCUCCACCAAAACUCCACAUUUAGUUGUGGGGAACUUGUCAUGGUGUUAACUUAUCAUCACGGUACAAGCCCGUCUUUUGGACUUGAUACCCUAUCGCCCUGCUGACAAGUUAGUUUUACCAUCUUGUUAGCAUGAUUCUAAAAAGCAAGUCUAGACACUCGCCUAAACUUUCCUAGCCGCAAGCCAGAAGGAAAACACAUUACAUUGGCAAAAAACCGUGGAGAAGGCGUCACAAUCACAUUGUAGCCUCGGUGGCGCCUAGUCAGCAUUGAGUUGUGCCUCAAAAUGAUGUCAACUUGUCAUUUUUUCUACUUUUUGAUAUGAUACUGGGUAAGACGGUCUCAAUUCCCACAGUUAAGCUAAAAUAUAUUUAGAGACGACCAUUCUUUCUUUUUUGCUCUUCUUCGUCUCAAUAUGCGUGCUAUUUUCCAGCUUCUUCUUCCUUACUCAUUUCUCCACACUAUGUUAUAUGUUUUACCAUGUGUUGAUGAAAGUUUUGAAUUUAGAGGCGGAUGUGAUGAUAUUUGGUUCAUAAACUUGUAAUUCUAUGCAAGUGAAAAAUAUUACGGCUAUUACCACUACAACACCCGAACUAUCCUGAAAAUGCCACUUGUGUCCUAUUGUUUCCAAUAUUCCAUAUGUGUCCUGAACUAUGAUACUUUGUGCCAUUUGUAUCCUGGCGAUUUCGUUGACCGUUAUCUCUAACGGUUGACCUGACGGUGGUCAAAGAGAUGUUGACUUUUGCUGACAUGGAAGAAAACGUGGCAUCCACGUAGAUGCCACAUCAUACCACAUAUAAUUUUUAAUUCAAAAUCAAAAUAAAAUGCAAAAUAAUUAAAAAAUCACUUUCUACCCACCGUCGCCUUCAACCCGCUCCCCGCCCUCAAUUCUAUCCAUCGGCGCCACCUUCAAAUCCCUUCCUCAAAUCAGCAUCUAUGGCAACGAUAUCUCGUCGCCGCCUUCCCCCACGACAAGCUUCUCUUACAACGACCUCGCUUCCUCAACCCUCUCCAUCUGGAAUCUAUCACCAUCGUUGAAAGUUCUUGAAUCCGAAUCGAUGACGUUGAAGGAGAAGGAGAAGGCAACAGUGGCUGUGGCUGUUUGGCUAGGGAUUGGGACUGGGAGGAGUUCUUUGCGGCGGCGGAUCCUGCUCGGGCAAGGAAUUGGGAACCUUGGAUGAAGUGUCGAUUGGACUGGAGGGCGGUAUGGUUGUUGGCUCGCUGCCUGGAUAGGAAUAUCCAUGGAGAGUGGAAAGAUCUGGAGCUGCCGCCGCUUCCCAUCAACCACGUAUCGAUCGAAUCUUGCCGCCGCCAACUAGGCUUCUCGUUCUUCGCCGAUUUUGAAUCCACCAUCUCUUCGACAACGACGAACAGUGGAGAAGAUCUGGAUUACGACGAAAACGGUGACGGUGAGUGCGAUGAUCGCCACUUGGAAGGCGCCGUCCGUCGCCAUGGAGAGUGGAAAGAUCUGGAGCCGCCGUCGCUUCCCAUCGGCCACGUAUAGAUCGGGUCUCGCCGCCGCCAACUGGGCUUCUCGCUCUUCGCCGAAUUUGUAUCCACCAUCUCUUCAACAGCAACGAACAGUGGAGAAGAUUUCGAGCUCUCUGGACGCCGAUCAGAUAGGGAGUAGUGGGUGGAUGAGAACGGUGACUUCCAACAGAGCCGUCAAUCUGGAGCUCGGAGAGGGAAGGGGAUUGAAUUAAGGGAUUGAAUCUGUCGAUUGUGAGAUGGGAGAGGGAGAGGGAAAGAUUUUGGGAUUUUUCAUUUUGUUUUCCUUGUUUUUAUUAUUUUAGAUGGAAAAAUAAAUAAAAAUUGAUAAUGAAAAUUCCACGUCAGAUGCCAUGUCAACGCUGACUGGAUUUUCUGUUAAAUACUAACGGUCAACACUAACAGAAUAAUAGUUCAGGACACAGAUGGAAUAUUGGAAACAAUAGGACACAAGUGGCAUUUUCGGAAUAGUUCGGGUGUUGUAGUGGUAUUAGCCCAAAAUAUUAUGCUACGUUUACAUCUAAUGCUUAGGCACGCGUAGGCGACACCUAAGCAUGCUAGGCACAAGGCAGAGCCUCAACGCUCGUCUUACAACUAGCGCUUUCUUGAACCUUGCUUGUUAGUAAGUCCCUCCUGUCAUCUUGGUACCCUAUCAACUUCCCACCAAACCCUAUCUUGCCAACAUAGUCUCCAUAUGGCCCUCAAAGGGCUCGACACCAAGUAUCAUCGACUUGGUACCUUUGUUAAAAAUUCUCCACCCCCCGAGGUUCUAUACUUAGUCUUGAGAAGUUAUGAUUGUUGCAUAACCCCCUACUCGAUGAGCCAGUCACCAAGCAUUGGAAAAUAUCUUGACAUCUUGUCGCUAUGCUGGCUUGGUACCCUGCUAGCUCACCACUAGAGGUGGCAAUUUCAAUCCAAUCCACCAAUCCAAUCCAUCAAUCCAUUAAAAAUAUCCAACUAAUCCAAUCCAUUUAAAUCCAAUCCAUUUUAUCUAAAUCCAAUUGGAUUGGUGGAUUCAUGGAUUGGAUCCAUGGAUCAUUGGCAAAUUACGAUUUAGUACCUAUAAUUUUUAUUUUUUACAUUUUGGUACCUAAAAUUUAAUUUUUAUACGAAAAAUAUCAUUGGAAAAUUACGUUUUGGUACCUAAAUUUUUCAUUAUGAUAUUUUAGUACCUAAACUUUUUACAUUUUACAUAUUGGUCCUUGGUUGAGGAUGUCAUUUGGAUUCAUGGAUAAUCCACCAAUCCACUUGAUCCAAUCCAUGAAUCCACCAAUCCAUUUGAUCCAAUCCAUUUGAUCCAUGAAUCCACCAAUCCAAUCCACCAAUCCAAUCCAUUUGCCACCUCUACUCACCACCAAGCCCUUAUUGUCGGCUUGAUCUCCAUAGUUAGUUUUUUUGGUUUCAUUUUGUCAAGUUGAUAUCUUAGACUUGGUACCUGGAUGUCUUGCCAUAAAGUUGUGUCACAAAUUUGAUACCUCAUCACCUUAUCAGCUUGAGAUCCUGUCAGUUUGCCACCAAACUCGUCUUAUUGGCUUGGUACACCAACAUUAGGAUUCCAAGUUUUGUCUUUUGGAGCCAAAUUUUAUAUUGAAGGGCUUGGUACAUGUUUGCAUUGAUACCUAGCCUGUUGAAAACUGGCUGGUCACCUAUGCAAGAGAGAGGUGGCCGCCUAUCAUUAAGGGUUGAUCGGCCACUCAGGUUAGUGAAAGGGAGUUUGGCCAGUUGCACCCAAAGAAGAGGGAGUUUGGCCACUCAAGUUAGAGAUGUUUUUAUACUUUCGAUACAUUUUGGGUAGUAUUUUUUUUUUGUUGUAUUUUCAUGCCAAAACACCCAGUGGUACACCUUGUAUGAGUUGGAUAUAUCAAGACCCAAUUACUGGAAGUUAGAAGUGAAGCUGGAGCCCAAAACCAAAAAUGGCGACCUAGAUUGUCGACCAAAAUCCCGAAUGGCGCCAAAGGCGCCAUUUUCCAGAAGGUGGAGAUCAUCUUGAUUUCACUCGAAUAUUCUUUCCUUGGAGGUUAAGCUAAAAAUAUUAUGAAGAUAUGCAAGCAAAUGAGUUUUCGCCCUACAAUAUAUGUAAGAAAGCCUA